CGUCGAUUCAAGCAUAUUCGUCAUCGUGGUGCAUUGAUUACUCAAUUUGAUGAUAUCCGCUUAUUAAGUUCAUCUUCAUGUUCGUCAUUUUGUGUCUCUUCUUUUUUUUUGCGACUCGAUAAGCAAAGAUCUCAGUCCGUUUUGGAAUGUGAUUUGUACAAAUGCUCCGUGAUGUCCUCUACCGAAGGCUGAAACCUCCUCUGAGAUUGAGUGUGUCUAUACUAGCAAAGCCAGCUUCGCC
This is a messenger RNA of Amoebophrya sp. A120, 241 nucleotides long. The record is from the annotation of a GenBank genome assembly. NCBI's taxonomy places the organism in Eukaryota, Dinophyceae, Syndiniales, Amoebophryaceae.